GCACGGCUGCCGGACAAUCAUUGCCAGCAGGAACCUGCAGCGAGUGUCAGAGGCCUCCAAGAAGCUGGUGGCAGCCACAGGGCAGCAGUGCCUGCCCCUCUGCCUGGACGUCCGGCAGCCCCAGACCAUCGUGGCAGCAGUGGAUGAGGCACUGAGAGAGUUUGAACAGAUCAACAUCCUGGUGAACAAUGCUGCAGGGAACUUUCUGUGCCCAGCCAGCUCCCUGUCCUUCAAUGCCUUCAAGACAGUGAUGGAUAUUGACACCCUUGGCACCUUCAACACCUCCAAAGUCCUUUUUGAGAAGUAUUUCCGGGACCAUGGUGGGGUCAUUGUGAACAUCACAGCAACCCUGAGCUACCGAGGACAGGCCCUCCAGGUGCAUGCUGGUUCUGCUAAGGCUGCCAUAGAUGCCAUGACCCGUCACCUGGCUGUGGAGUGGGGACCCAACCAGAUCCGGGUGAACAGCUUGGCCCCAGGCCCCAUUGCAGGCACUGAGGGCUUCCGAAGGCUGGGUGGGAAGUUUGCCAAGGAAGCAAAGCUGCUGGACACGAUCCCCCUGCAGCGCGCGGGGAACAAGACGGAGGUCGCGCACAGCGCCCUGUUCCUGGCCAGCCCCCUCUCCUCCUACGUGACAGGCACCACCCUGGUGGUGGAUGGUGGCAGCUGGCUGACCUCUGCCAACAACUUCCCUGCCUUGCUGGGUAUUGCUUCAUCCUCUGCUAAACUCUAG
Messenger RNA from Chaetura pelagica (chimney swift), 730 nucleotides. RefSeq names its product 2,4-dienoyl CoA reductase 2, peroxisomal (gene DECR2). The transcript has 6 exons. Gene Ontology annotation, molecular function: 2,4-dienoyl-CoA reductase (NADPH) activity. NCBI's taxonomy places the organism in Eukaryota, Metazoa, Chordata, Aves, Apodiformes, Apodidae. The record is from RefSeq and is a predicted model, not a curated record. The annotation marks the transcript as partial. Gene Ontology annotation, biological process: fatty acid catabolic process.